AUGCGUAAAGGCUAUACGCCCAUACCGCAAUAUGAUCAGGCGGGAAAUCCCAUCGCCGAGGAUAGUCAUCCAGCAGUGACCUUGGAGCGUUUCAAGAUGUGGUGUGCCCAAUUGACAAGUCGAGAUAAUGACACCACCACCAGAGAACCUCUCUUGCAUGAAAAGAUGCCAUUCUCCGCACCAACACCACCCUCUCGACGCAAGUCGUACUUGUCUCGAUCCCUCAAGCUUGCUAUUUCACUCGCCUUGUUAACAUCCACUGCAUUAUUUGCAAGUCGAUUCACCAUGAUGUAUAGCUUCGUCUCGAAAUCAAUGCCUGUGGAUGAUGCUAUGGGAUUGAUGAAGGCAUUACCAUCCAGCGAAUACAUUCGUGGCUUUUUCCAUGAUUAUGCAUCAGUGACCCAUUUAGCUGGCAAGGCCAAUGAUGAAGCUCAAGCCCAAUGGACACGUGACAAGUUUAUCGAGUUUGGCAUUCAAGACACCAAGAUUGAAACGUAUUAUCCCAUGCUCAAUUAUCCUGUUGAGCGCCGAUUGGCCAUUGUCAAGGGACCUGAGCACUUGUUGUAUGAAGCCAAGUUGCAUGAAAAACCCACUGCUGAAGAUUCCAUGGCUGGCAAUGAAGCCACUCCUACUUUCCACGCUUACUCUGCCAAUGGCAAUGUUACGGGCCCUGUGGUGUAUGUCAACUAUGGUCGCAUUGAAGAUUUCGAAUUGCUUGCAUCCCGAGGACUCAACUUUUCAGGCACCAUUGCAUUGAUGCGUAAUGGACUUACUUCGCAUGGCGUCAAGGUCAAGGCUGCUGAAAUGUUUGGUUGUGUUGGUGCACUCUUGUACUCUGAUCCUGCUGAUGAUGGCCCACUCAACAAGGAAAGUGAGGAAGGCAUUCCAGCUGAAGCUUAUCCACGUGGCCCAUGGCGUUCAGCAUCCUCGGUGGAACGCAGCACUGUACAUUCACUUAGCGUUAUGGCAGGUGAUCCUCUCACACCAGGCUAUGCUGCCACUGAAAACGCUACUCGUAUCCCACUUGAAGAAUCAAAUGCUGUUCCACGUAUCCCUUCUUUGCCCAUCUCAUGGUCCGAUGCCAUGCCCUUGCUUAAGGCUACUGAGCAUUUUGGUUUACUCUCUGAUCAAGAAUGGCAAGGCGGUCUCAAGGAAAUCGCUUACUUUACGGGUCCCAGUGAAGCUCUUGUCAACCUUGUCAACGUCAAUGAAAACAAGAUCACUCCUAUUUGGAACGUCAUUGGCCGCAUCGAAGGCAAAGAAGAACCUAACCGUGCCAUCAUUAUUGGUAACCAUCGUGAUGCAUGGGGUUAUGGUGCUGUUGAUCCAUCCUCUGGUUCAGCUGUCAUGCUUGAAUUGGUACGUGUCCUUGGUGUCUUGAUGGAACAAGGCUGGCGUCCACGUCGUACUAUCAUCGUUGCCUCUUGGGAUGGUGGUGAAUAUGCUCGUGUUGGUUCCACUGAAUGGGUCGAAGAUAACAAGGAUUGGCUUUCCGAUGAAGCUGUUGCUUACAUCAAUGUCGACUCGGCUGUGAGCGGUCCUAAUUUCCGUGCUCGUGCUUCACCUUUGAUGCGUCAACUUAUUUUCGAAGUUACCAACAACGUGGUGGAUCCCUUGACAAGCAAGACCGUAUUGCAAGCAUGGAAGGAUCGUAUCAAUUCGAUGGCUGAUGAUGAAGAUGAAGAAGAGCAAGAACAAAACGAACUCGCUUUGGGCAUGAUUCCACCCAUCAAUGCUGCUUCCGAUGAUGUGGCGUUUGCUCACCAUUUGGGUAUCAGCAGCAUGACGCUUAACUUUUUCGGUGAUUACGGCGUCAGGCACAGCAACUAUGACAGCAUUUACUGGAUGGAACACUUUGGUGACCCUACUUAUGAAUACCAUCGUACCAUGGUGCGUCUAUGGGGCAUGAUGUUGUUGCGCUUGUCGUCGGAUUGGUUAUUGCCCAUGCAUCCCAUCGAGUAUGCCAAUGAAUUGUCUCGCUAUGCAACCCAUAUCAGUGACAUGCAAGGCUGCCUUGCUUUGCCAGACUUGUCAACAGCUGUUGCAUCGCUUCAAGAUAAGGCACGCCAUUUUGAACACAAGCUUCGCAAAUACCAACACAAGAUCAACAAGGGCAAACACAACAAAAAGCUUCGCAAGCAUGUAGCCAAGUCCAAUGAACGUCUUGCUCAAUUUGAACGUGCCUUUAUUGACCCAGCUGGUCUUCCUGGUCGCGAGUGGUACAAGCAUGUUGUCUAUGCACCUCAUAUCUGGAACGCUUUCAAGAUUCAAGUUUUUCCAAGCAUUCAUGAAGCCAUGAAGGGCAACAACCCUGCCUUCACCCGUGAAAUGGAAGAACGUACUGCUCAAUUUGUUAACAGUGCUCUUAGCACCCUACGUGGCAAGUACGAUGACUUCCUUGACGAAGAUGAUAGCCAUCAGGACAACGAUACGGACGAGUAG
This is a messenger RNA of Lichtheimia ornata, 2442 nucleotides long. RefSeq lists its product as uncharacterized. The transcript has 4 exons. Gene Ontology annotation, molecular function: carboxypeptidase activity. The record is from RefSeq and is a predicted model, not a curated record. Lineage: Eukaryota; Fungi; Mucoromycota; Mucoromycetes; Mucorales; Lichtheimiaceae. Bases 1 to 2442 code for a protein of 813 amino acids.